CUUGCGGCUUAUGUCAACAAAUCACAUUCUCUUCAACAGCUUGUGAAAUUGGGUUGUAGAUCUAUAUAAAGUAGAAUUAAAGAAAGAUGCUGCCCAAUUCAUUCUCAACUUAGAUUUUGAAAAACAUAUGAAGUUACAUUUGAGAUUUUUACACGAUAUUGGUUUACCAGCGGAGGAAUUCGGUAAGUUUAUUACUAAGAACCCAUUCAUUUUCAAGCAACAAUUGGAUGACCUCCAAGUUCGUGUAAAUUAUCUGGAAGCGAAAAAGUUUACUACAGAUGCAAUCACACGAAUAGUCACAGCAAAUCCGGUUUGGCUUAAUUUCAGCACCAUAGAAAUUGACAAGCGAUUGGGAUUUUUCCAAAGGACUUUCAUUCUGUCAGGAGAUGAAGUAAGACAACUGGUAGUACUCCGACCAAGGAUAAUCACAUAUGACCUGGGAAGAAUAACAGUUAGUUUAUAUGCUGUAAAGGGAGACAUGGGAUUUAAUGAGGAGGAAGCUAAAGCAUUGCUUUUAAAGAAGCCCAAGUUGUAUGACAUUUCUACAAAAGCUUUAAAAGAACGUUUUGAUUAUGUACACAACAUAAUGGAAAUAUCACAUGAGCAAAUUCUCCAACAACCAUCAGUUCUGUUGUUCAGAAACUUCAUCGUAAAACAGAGACAUGAAUUCCUCAAAACUCUCGGCAAAGCUCAGUACGACCCAAAACUACCAGGAUAUAUCUCCCUUGACACUCUGAUACAAGGCAGCAGUGAUGUUGAUUUUUGUACAAAUGUAGCUAAAAUCAGCAUAGAUGUGUUCAAUGCGUACCUCAAGACUUGUUAAAAUCUGUAUUAAUAUUUUCAUAUUAUUGUUAUUGUAAAUAUAUGAGUUUUUAUAGUCA
This is a messenger RNA of Homalodisca vitripennis (glassy-winged sharpshooter), 881 nucleotides long. Its product is annotated as transcription termination factor 3, mitochondrial-like. Gene Ontology annotation, molecular function: double-stranded DNA binding. The transcript has 5 exons. Gene Ontology annotation, biological process: regulation of DNA-templated transcription; mitochondrial ribosome assembly. The record is from RefSeq and is a predicted model, not a curated record. Gene Ontology annotation, cellular component: mitochondrion. Bases 128 to 823 code for a protein of 231 amino acids. NCBI's taxonomy places the organism in Eukaryota, Metazoa, Arthropoda, Insecta, Hemiptera, Cicadellidae.